AUGGAAGAGCAGUUGAUUGUUUCUUCUGUGGUUAAACCACGCCAAAGUGUUGCCAACUUAUUCGUCAGAAUAAAGAGAGUCCCGACUAAAUGUGGUGAGAUUUCAAGCAAAGAAAGAUACCUUCAUCUUGUCUAUGGUACUCGCUUAGUUAUUUCAGAAUGUGCGCUGAAGGCGGUGAAAUGUCCACCUGGACCUCCUGGGAAAAAAGGCCCUCGAGGCAGACCCGGACUAGAUGGAUUAAAUGGAACUAAUGGCCCUGAUGGACCAUCUGGUGGCAGGUUCAUUUUUAAUGCUGGCACAUCUUCUGGUUGCAUUAAAUGUCCAAAGGGACCACCUGGUGUGCCAGGUCGGCAAGGCCAUCGUGGACCUCCAGGAUUGCCUGGUAAUCCGGGCUUGCGUGGUCCACCCGGUGAUGAUGGUGUUACCGGACCAGAAGGACCAGAAGGAGAACAAGGACCAGCAGGGCAUCCUGGACACCAAGGUCCUCAAGGAAUUGCGGGAAAACAAGGUCUAAAGUAUUUGCCAGGUGAACCUGGACCGAAAGGUGAGCAAGGCCCAAAAGGACCCGUUGGAGAACCUGGAUCACCAGGAGUUAAUGGCGAAGACGGGAAACCUGGUACACCCGGUCUUCCCGGAUUACCUGGUAGACCGGGAAGGAGAGGAAUGGAUGGAAUACCUGGAGAGGAUGGCAAAGAUGGUUUACAUGGAAUGGACGGCCGUUAUUGCAAGUGCCCACCGAGG
Molecule: messenger RNA, 741 nt
Organism: Strongylus vulgaris
Lineage: Eukaryota; Metazoa; Nematoda; Chromadorea; Rhabditida; Strongylidae
Source: the annotation of a GenBank genome assembly